CCUACUUGAAUCUGAGAUCCCAGCUCUGAGGGUUUGGUGUGUGUAGCUGUAGCCUGGCUCAAGGUGGUUGACCGGUGUGUGGGGGUGUGGCAAUGGCUGCCUAUGUGACUGAUGCAGUCAGUAACCUUGCUGACUUGACCUGGAUGAAGAGACCCCAGCUACAGAGGCUUUGCAAAGAUCUGGGGCUGAAGGCUGUUGGCAAGAAUGCUGAGCUAAUUGCACGCCUGUCCCAGUACAUCCCACGGGUCUCUCCGGAUGAGGUGAUCUCUAAUCCUCCUCCCCAAAUUCAGGCCAACACUACUGUCCCUCGGCGACGGGACACUCUGGAUAAAGGGGCCUCCCUCCAGAUGGGGAAGAGGGGCUCUAAAGAUGUCCCAGGAUGGUGCGUUAUCCAUGGGAUGCAACUGUUCAGCUCUGGGUGGAGCAGCCUGGCACUGAAGUGUGGUCGACCAGUGGUAGUCAAUGGGGACUCCCUGGUGGACCUUUGUCUGAGGCCAGCAUUGGUGGAGACACCACCCCAUCUGGAGGACAACAAGAUCUGCUGGGAGUGCUUGCAGCGAAAUAGUAAAGAGGCUUCCCUGAAGCAGCAUCACCCACCCAAACGUCGGUCUGGUAUUCCCCUCUUAAUCAGGAGGCAUCUGGCUACUCUCCGAAAGGAUGCCUCUACUCCUGGCUCCAGCGCCUCAGUGAAGAUCGAUUCUGCUUCCAUGUCGGGUUGCACCAGGCUUGGAUUGCCGCGUGAGAUGUGGGGCCGGGGUCAUCCACAGGAAGACAAGGCCUACGCGCUGAAGGUGGAGGAGCUCCUGAUGAAGAUUGCCAAUGGGGACAUGACUGUUGACCAGGCUGUGAGAUCGGAACAGCCAAAGGUGGUGCACUCUCCCAGGUGAUGAUCACCCAACUGGUGGGGACCCUUAUUUUCUCCCCCCACCCCCUUCUACUCUAAUGACUUAGUACUGUACAAGAUACUACAUGCUGUAUUCAUUAAUAAAAUCCUUUUUUAAUAACCAUCAUAUUAAUGUGUAAAAU
Messenger RNA from Pristis pectinata (smalltooth sawfish), 1026 nucleotides. RefSeq lists its product as uncharacterized. The record is from RefSeq and is a predicted model, not a curated record. Gene Ontology annotation, biological process: system development. Gene Ontology annotation, cellular component: nucleus. The transcript is spliced from 8 exons. Bases 93 to 887 code for a protein of 264 amino acids. Gene Ontology annotation, molecular function: chromatin binding. NCBI's taxonomy places the organism in Eukaryota, Metazoa, Chordata, Chondrichthyes, Rhinopristiformes, Pristidae.